AUGUUAGUCGUUGGUCUAACUGGAGGCAUUGCAGCAGGUAAAUCUACAGUGUCCACAACUUUACGGGAAAAAUAUAAGCUAACUGUCGUUGAUGCUGAUGUUAUAGCCAAGGAGGUAGUAGAUCCAGGUAGAAAAGCAUAUAAGCAGAUAGUGGAGACGUUUGGACCCGAAAUCGAAGGAUUAGUGAACCCCGAUGAUUACAGCUUGAAUAGAGCUUUACUUGGUAAAGCUGUGUUUGGAAAUAAGGAGAAAUUGGCUCAAUUGAAUAAGAUUGUACAUCCUGCGGUAAAGAAGGAGAUUAUAUGGCAAGUUCUCAAGGCAUACGUUACCUUCAAAAGCAUUGUUGUUUUGGACGUUCCAUUGUUGUAUGAGAGUGGGUUGUACCGAGUCUGUGGAUUAGUAGUAACUGUUAGUUGCGAGAGACAAGUAGCUCUUGAGCGCUUGGUUGAUAGAAACCCUGAACUUUCAAGAGAAGAUGCAGAAAAGAGAAUAAGCAGUCAAAUGUCUAACGAAGAACGGAACUAUCGGGCAGACCUUGUCAUUGAUAAUAACGGAGUCCAACUGAUCUUAAAUACCGCAAUUGACUCAAUCGUUAAAGAGAUUCGUCCACUGCCAUUCAUUACAUUUUUAGAUUUGUUCCCAUUAUUUGGUUUAUUAUCGGCCCUAUACACAGUUGCUCUUAGGAGUAUCAGAGAUAAAUACAAGGGAACUAAGCCACCUAAAAAGACUCUUUAG
This is a messenger RNA of Priceomyces carsonii, 735 nucleotides long. RefSeq names its product putative dephospho-CoA kinase. Gene Ontology annotation, molecular function: ATP binding; dephospho-CoA kinase activity. Lineage: Eukaryota; Fungi; Ascomycota; Pichiomycetes; Serinales; Debaryomycetaceae. The transcript has a single exon. The record is from RefSeq and is a predicted model, not a curated record. Gene Ontology annotation, biological process: coenzyme A biosynthetic process. Bases 1 to 735 code for a protein of 244 amino acids.